Messenger RNA from Solanum lycopersicum (tomato), 1722 nucleotides. RefSeq lists its product as uncharacterized. Gene Ontology annotation, molecular function: RNA-DNA hybrid ribonuclease activity; nucleic acid binding. NCBI's taxonomy places the organism in Eukaryota, Viridiplantae, Streptophyta, Magnoliopsida, Solanales, Solanaceae. The record is from RefSeq and is a predicted model, not a curated record. Gene Ontology annotation, biological process: DNA integration.
AUGAAGCAUUAUUUUCAAGCUCAUGUUGUCCGCCUUAUUUCUAAAGCAAAUUCCAUCAAGUUUGUUAUGUCAAAACCUGUCCUUAGUGACCGACUAGCAAGAUGGUACCUUCAAUUCCAACAAUUUGAGAUAGUGUACAUCCCUCAAAAAUCCGUGAAGGGACAAGCACUAGCGGAUUUCUUGGCAGACCAUCCUAUACCAAAUGAUUGGGAGUUAACUGAUGAGUUCCCUGAUGAAGAUGUGAUGUUGAUUGAAGUUCAACCUCCUUGGAAAAUGUACUUUGAUGGGGCUACACAUCGUGACGGAGCUGGUGCUGGCGUGUUGUUCAUCACUUCACAAAAAGAGAUUCUACCAUUCUCUUUUACUCUAAAACAAUGUUUCUCCAAUAAUGUCGUUGAAUAUCAAGCACUGAUACUUGGACUUGAAAUGGCCGUUGACAUGAAACAAUUACAUUUACAGAUCUUUGGUGACUCUCAAUUGGUGAUUAAUCAACUCUUAAGAAGUUAUGAGGUAAAAAAGCUUGAAUUGCGCCCUUAUCAUGAUUAUGCUCAAAAGUUGAUAAGAUGGCUUGGGGAUGUAACCCUUCAACAUGCGCGUCGAACAGAGAAUAAGAAAGCCGAUGCAUUGGCUACUCUAGCUUCAAUGCUAACCCUUCCUGAUCAAACACAAGUAACUGUCUGUCAAAAAUGGAUAGUAUCACCGUUAAAUGAGGAAGAAUAUAUUGAAAAUAAGCUUGAUCAUAUCGUCACCAUUGUUGAAGCUGCGAAGGAAGAUUGGAUACAACCCAUCAUUGACUACCUAUGUUAUGGGAUACUUCCAGAAAAUCCAAGAAGAAGAACUGAUGAAGAAGUGAUUCAAGCUCUGCAAGAAGCACACUCAGAAGUAUGUGGAUCACAUCAAUCUGGACCAAAACUUCACUUUCACAUAAAGAGAAUGGGGUAUUACUGGCCAACCAUGGUGAAAGAUUGCAUAUAUUACGCCAGGAAAUGUGAUGCUUGUCAAUUUCAUGCGAAUUUCAUUCAUCAGCCACCUAAAUUAUUGCACCCAACCAUCGCAUCUUGGCCAUUUGACGCUUGGGGACUGGAUGUUAUAGGACCAUUACCAAAGUCUUCUGGUGGACACUUGUACAUCUUGGCUGCAACUGAUUACUUUUCAAAAUGGGCUGAAGCUGUCGCUUUUAAAGAGAUGAAGAAAGAGAAUGUUGCAAAUUUUAUCCGAGUAAAUAUUAUCUAUCACUUUUGCAUCCCUCGCUAUAUAAUAACAGACAAUGGAAAACCAUUUGAUAACAAGUUAAUGAACAAGAUUUGUGAUCUUUUUGACUUUAAGCAGCGUAAAUCUUCUAUGUACCAAGUUGCCGCUAAUGGUCUUGCUGAAGCAUUCAAUAAGACUCUAUGCAACCUGCUCAAGAAAGUUAUUUCCAAAUCCAAACGGGAUUGGCAUGAAAGAAUGGAAGAAGCUUUGUUGGCAUAUAGGACAACAUAUUGCACACCAACUCAAGCAACACCAUAUUCACUUGCUUUUAAAGUUGAAGCAGUCCUGCCACUCGAGCGUCAAAUACCCUCCUUAAGACUUGCUAUUCAAGAAGGGCUCACUGAGGAAGAAAAUACUCGAUUGCGUCUUGCUAAGUUAGAAGCACUUGAUGAAAAGAGGUUAGAAGCCAACAAAACCUUGAAUGUUAUCAAGCUCGUCUAUCUCGUGCUUUUAAUAAGAAUGUUCACUUGA